GCUGUGGCUGAACAGGGACGGGGAAGCAGGUAGUCGCCAUCACAUGCCUUGGGCUAGGCCUUCCUGUCUCCCUGGACCCAACCCUCUUCCACCAGGAGGGCAGAGAGCGUGGCUUGGGGGUGAAACCCUGGCAGCCUACGGGGAGGAAGCCUGGCCCCGGAAUCAUGUGCUCUGUAGUUACUCAGGGCUAGUGAUUGGGGACUUCUCUCCCAACCUCCAUCCCACAGGGCAGGGCAACAGCCUGGCUCCCCUCCUGCAGCCAUCGUGGUGGGGAAGGGGCUGCAGAGGUCCCCUUGGUGCUGCUCCCCCACCCCCUGCCCAGCCCAUCAUCACUCCAUGGCAUUGCUUCAUUGUGUCUCUGUCUUGUCUUUGUGUGUGUUGUAUUGUCCUGUCCCUGUGUCUUGGAUGCACGUCCUGUGUCCCCCUCCUUGCUCGGCCCCCACCCCGCCAUUGCCCGGGACCCCAGACCAUCGUGCGGGGCAGCAAAGGUGCCAAGGAUGGGGCCCUCACGCUGCUGCUGGAUGAGUUCGAGAACAUGUCGGUGACACGCUCCAACUCCCUGCGGAGAGACAGCCCACCACUGCCUGCCCGUGCCCGCCAGGAGAAUGGGGUGCCAGACGAGAGGGCCACGGGGGUGCCAGCGGGCCCAGAGAAGGCGGGUGGCCGAGGCCGGGCACCCGGCCGCAGUGAGGCAGGGGGCGGCAGCGGUGACAGGCGGCGGGCGGGGCCAGAGAAGAGGCCCAAGGCUUCCAAGGAGGGCUCAGGGGGACCCCAGGAGUCCUCCCGGGACAAACGCCCCCUCUCUGGGCCUGAUGUUGGCACCCCUCAGCCUGCCCCUGUGGCCAGCGGAUCAAAGCUGGCAGCUGGCCGGCCCUUUAACACAUAUCCCCGGGCCGACACGGACCACCCAUCCCGAGGUGCCCAGGGAGAGUCUCGUGAUAUGGCCCCUAAUGGGCCAUCCUCAGGUGGUCGCGCAGUCCCCCAGUCCUCCUCCCGACCUCCCACCCGCGCCCGCGGCCCCCCUAGCCCUGGAGUGUUGGGUCCCCACGCUUCCGAGCCCCAGUUGGCCCCUCCGGCCCGCACCCCUGCCGCCCCCUCUGUGCCCGCUGUCCUGCCAGCCCCAGGCCCCCCAGGCCCCUCUGGUCCUCCUGGCCCCCGUUCGCCACAGCGUGAGCCACAGCGAGUGUCCCAUGAGCAGUUCAGGGCAGCCUUGCAGCUGGUGGUGGACCCUGGGGACCCCCGCUCCUACCUGGACAACUUCAUCAAGAUUGGAGAGGGCUCCACGGGCAUCGUGUGCAUCGCCACCGUGCGCAGUUCCGGCAAGCUGGUGGCCGUCAAGAAGAUGGACCUGCGCAAGCAGCAGCGGCGCGAGCUGCUCUUCAAUGAGGUGGUGAUCAUGCGUGACUACCAGCACGAGAACGUGGUGGAGAUGUACAACAGCUACCUGGUGGGCGACGAGCUCUGGGUGGUGAUGGAGUUCCUGGAGGGCGGGGCCCUCACUGACAUCGUCACCCAUACUAGGAUGAACGAGGAGCAGAUUGCGGCCGUGUGCCUGGCCGUGCUGCAGGCCUUGUCCGUGCUCCACGCCCAGGGUGUCAUCCACCGGGACAUCAAGAGUGACUCAAUCCUGCUCACGCACGACGGCAGGGUGAAGCUGUCAGACUUCGGGUUCUGUGCCCAGGUGAGCAAGGAAGUGCCACGGAGGAAGUCCCUGGUCGGCACCCCUUAUUGGAUGGCCCCAGAACUCAUCUCCCGCCUGCCGUAUGGGCCAGAGGUGGACAUCUGGUCACUGGGCGUAAUGGUGAUCGAGAUGGUGGAUGGGGAGCCCCCCUACUUCAAUGAGCCCCCCCUCAAAGCCAUGAAGAUGAUUCGGGACAACCUGCCACCCCGGCUUAAGAACCUGCACAAGGUGUCGCCGUCCCUCAAGGGCUUCCUGGACCGUCUGUUGGUGCGCGACCCAGCGCAGCGGGCCACAGCAGCUGAGCUACUCAAGCACCCGUUCCUGACCAAGGCUGGGCCGCCCUCCAGCAUCGUGCCCCUCAUGCGCCAGAACCGCAACAGAUGAGGCCUGGCACCUGGGCCGAACCAAAGAGCCCCUGGGGUCACACUGCCCCACCAGAGGCCAGCGGGGGGCAGCCCCGCACCUCCCUGCCUGGGGCGUUUGCAGGGGGGCCAUGGGGACCCCACUACUGAACUCUGGUUUUCAUUUUGUGACUUUGCAAAAACUACAGGGCCUCCUGGAGCAAAUGAGGCCCUCAGGACCCCUGCCUCCCGGGACAGGCCCUGCCCGCAUUCUCCUGGCCGAGGAAGGACUGGCGGCCCACCACCACUGGAACCCCGCCACAGGGUCGCGGGGGGCUGCAGGAACACUAGGAAUGAGGCGUGUGUGUGUGUGUGUGUGUGUGUGUGUGUGUGUGUGUGCGCGCGCGCAUACAGCAGUGUUCACGUGUGCACACCAGUAUAUCUGUGUGUAUACACUAGUGAGUACAUGUCUGUACACUGUGUGUAUGCUGUGUGCACACGUGUGUGCAUGUGGGGUGGGGAGGCAGCUCCUCUGCCCACCAGCCCGUGAGGUGGGCGUGUCUGAGACCUGGCCCGACCCCCCACACCCCACCCCCUGAGCCACUGUGGGGGCCGAUCAUGAAUGUCUGACGCGUGGCCUUCUCCCCAGCCCUCUGUGCCCGUCUGGCUUGAUGGAGGGACAGGUUAGGGCCUCCGCCCAGCCAAGCCCCUGUAGCCAAUGACUACUGCACCCAGACAGUGCCACCUCUUUUCUAGAAGUCUAUUUAUAUUGUUUUAUAACACUCACACCCUCCUCCCGUGGGGAUGGAUGGUCCCCUUGUGCUGGGUGGCAGCGGGACAGAGCCCCUGCCUGGAAAACUGGGUUCCUGCCCUGGCCACCCUCCCUUUCCCCUCCCCUAUUCCCUCCUGUGCUAGUUUUACAAUUAAAACUUUUUCUUGUUU
Messenger RNA from Ochotona curzoniae (black-lipped pika), 2964 nucleotides. RefSeq names its product p21 (RAC1) activated kinase 4 (gene PAK4). NCBI's taxonomy places the organism in Eukaryota, Metazoa, Chordata, Mammalia, Lagomorpha, Ochotonidae. Gene Ontology annotation, molecular function: ATP binding; protein serine/threonine kinase activity. Gene Ontology annotation, biological process: protein phosphorylation; intracellular signal transduction; regulation of MAPK cascade. The record is from RefSeq and is a predicted model, not a curated record. Bases 44 to 2065 code for a protein of 673 amino acids. Gene Ontology annotation, cellular component: cytoplasm. The transcript is spliced from 7 exons.